UUUACCAAGGAAGUUAUCAUGUUCCCAGAAGUUUAUAUGAUGAAUAUCUGUAAGAGAGAAACUCCCUGAAAGUAGUGGCUGAAGACAGUAAAGCUUUACACUUUAAUCUGGGCCAUGCCAGGUGUACGUUUUUUCUUGGUGUUAUUUCAGCAGCUUUGGCUGUGGUCGAGUUGGUCUUCUUGUGAAUGGUGCUCUAGUAAAGGUGGCUGAAGCAAUGGUCUUGGAUGGUGUUUGUUGUCAGCUGGGCAAUUGCAGUGAACUUGGGUUUUGUUUGCUAUUGUGGUGUAUGUUUCACUCUCAGAUUAAUGAAUUUAGCUAGAGUGUUGCUUUUAAGUUUCAAUAACUUUAGAAAAUGGUUGUGAUGACUCUUUUUCUUCUGACUUGUUGAGUUUUAUUUGACAUCACCUAUUCUGUGAAGAGAGAUGGUUGAUUUUUUUAUGGGCUGUUCAAUUUACUGUCUGUGUUUUUUAAUACUGCUGUUCAGUGUGAUGGUAGAUUGUGAGUGAUGGUGUGAGGAGUCAGUGAUGAGCUGGCAUGAGGCUUACUGAAGAAAGUGAUAGCAUGUGUGUAGUCAUAGCUUGUUAGUGCUCCAGUAGUAGGACUGCUCAUUACAGUGGGAGAUACCAGCUCUUUAUGAAUUGGAGAGAAGGGAAAGUCUAUACAUGCAGAAUUGUAUUUAGGAGCUAGAGAAGGUGAAUUAAUUGUUUAAGAACAGCAGAGCUCAUGGAAGCUGGUAAGAACUGUCAGAUGAGGAAGAGGAGGGUACGACUCAGACAAAAGGGACAUUCAGAUGUGUACUGAAUUAACUUGGGGUAGAAAUUAACAAUUUGAAAUAGGUCAGGUGAUACUUGGUGUGAUGAUUCCGUGCAUCACAGUUCUUCUCAAGAAGGUGUUUCCACAGGGGAAGGAAGUAGGCACAAAUAAAGGCAGAAGUGUUUGGUAACUUUCUGUGCCUAGUUCAGGCAAUUAAGAGAUUUAGGACAAAACAUUUCAGAGUUGUUGUAUGCAACUCUUAAUCUACUCAGAUAAUAAAUCUCGACUCAGGCCUGCACAGACAGUAACAGAAAUAAAGGAGUAAUGGUUGCAGAGGAAAUACUUAUUUGGUGUGAGGUACAGGCUGUUAAUAAACAAGAAAAGGUUAUGACCGUACAUGCAUCAUGAAUGAAUCUGCCUCUAGUGGAAAUGGUCAAGAGUUUGAUGUAUUUAGUGCAAUGGACUGGAAGGAUGGCAUAGGUACUUUACCAGGAAGUGACCUAAAGUUUAGAGUCAAUGAAUUUGGGGCCCUGGAAGUGAUUACAGAUGAAACUGAAAUGGAAAGUGUUAAAAAGGCAACUGCUACCACAACCUGGAUGGUUCCAACUGCUCAAGAAGCCUUUUCAGAAAAGACAGGGAUCCCCACAAGGUUGAAGGAAACUGCAAAAGUGGAUGGACUUGUUUUCUGUGAAAACUGUUACCGCUAUGGUACCUUAGAAGAAUUUGUUCCUGAAGGGAAAUUUUGCAGCCAGAAAUGUGCCCAGCAAGUAAAAAACAAAGAACCAAAGGAGGAAAAUCUCAGCAUGGAAUGCAAUGGGGAAGAUGAUUCUAAAGGCAUUCGGAAGAGAAAAUCAAAGUUACCUCUCAAAGAAGAGUCCCGGGAUAAUGGAGAGAAGAAAGAGAAUCCCGAUGAAAUUGAGGACAAACCUGAAGGAAGGAUCUUGAGAGUCUCACAGAGAGCCAGGAGAAAAAGAAAAGGGGAAAUAACAGUUUUGAAACAAACUGUACCCUCUAAAGGAAGGCAAGCAUGGUGUUGGGCAUCCUAUCUGGAGGAAGAAAGGGCCAUUGCAGUACCUACUAAGCUUUUUAAAGAGUAUCAGUCUUUCCCAUACAACAAAAAUGGAUUCAAAGUAGGGAUGAAGCUGGAGGGCGUGGAUCCCGAGCACCAGUCGAUAUACUGUGUUCUCACAGUGGCUGAGGUUUGUGGCUACAGAAUACGACUCCAUUUUGAUGGAUACCCAGAUUGUUACGAUUUCUGGGUGAACGCUGAUUCGUCAGAUAUUCAUCCUGUUGGAUGGUGUGAAAAAACAGGUCACAAGCUUCAUCCACCUAAAGGAUAUAAGGAAGAAGAAUUCAGCUGGCCCUCCUACCUGAAGGCAUGCAAGGCUCAAGCUGCUCCUAAAUCACUGUUUGAAAACCAGAAUGCAACAGUGAUCCCAUCGGGAUUUCGAGUGGGGAUGAAGCUGGAAGCUGUAGACAAGAAGAACCCGACUUUCAUUUGUGUUGCUACGGUAACAGACAUGGUGGACAAUCGUUUUCUGGUUCAUUUUGACAACUGGGAUGAGAGUUAUGACUACUGGUGUGAGGCAGCUAGCCCACAUAUUCAUCCUGUUGGAUGGUGUAAAGAACAUAAAAGAACUCUCAUCACCCCACCAGAUUAUCCACAUGCUAAGCAUUUUUCUUGGGAGAAGUAUUUGGAAGAAACCAGUUCAUUACCUGCACCUGCAAGGGCUUUUAAAGUGAAACCUUCUCAUAGCUUUCAGAAAAACAUGAAACUUGAAGUGGUUGACAAGAGAAAUCCAGUAUUUAUCAGAGUAGCAACCAUUGUAGAUACUGAUGACUACAGAAUAAAAGUUCAUUUUGAUGGCUGGGAUAAUAUUUAUGAUUAUUGGACUGAUGUAGAUAGCCCUGAUAUCCAUCCUGCAGGCUGGUGUGCAAAAACCGGACACCCUCUUCAGCCCCCUCUUAGUCCCUUGGAAUUGGUGGAAGCUUUAGAGCAUGGAGGAUGUCCCACAGCAGGAUGUAAGGGAGUUGGACACAUUAAAAGAGCAAGACAUAUUGGCCAUCAUAGUGCAGUCAGCUGCCCGUAUUCAGAGUUGAACUUGAACAAAGAAAGCCUCUUACCUGACCGGUUGAGUGGGGAGAUGCCUGCAGCCAGUCCUGUCCCCAGAAACAGAAAAGCAGAAGCAAGUGAAAGAUCCACCUCUCCUGUAAUCAAUGACAGAAAAUGCCCCAGCCCUGGUCACGUAGGUAUGAAAUCUUCGGCUCACAAUCGACCAUCUGGGAAGACUGGACCAGAAACAACUAAGCUAGAAGAUGCAGAAAGUAAAUCUCCUUGCAAGAAGCCCCUCUUAUGCAAUGUGAAAGAAAAGAAGGCACCUGGUGGAGUAUUACAAACAAAGGACACCAUAAAGAACAAAGAAUGUGAAGAUGAGGAGACAGAAAAUAACCUGCUAAUUUCAAAUGAAAUUAAAGAUGUUGAAGAACCCAGCGCACAGAGGCUUCUUUCUCAACCAGUUAUUGUGUCUUCCAAGCUGCAAAUCCCUGGCCUACCCUUACGCUGGGAACAGCAGAGCAAGCUCCUUCCAAGUGUAGCUGGAAUUCCAGCCAGUAAAGUUUCUAAGUGGAGUACUGAUGAGGUCUCUGAGUUUAUACGGAGUUUACCAGGAUGUGAAGAACAUGGCAAGGUGUUUAAAGAUGAGCAAAUUGAUGGAGAAGCAUUUCUGCUAAUGACCCAAUCAGACAUAGUGAAAAUAAUGAGCAUUAAACUGGGACCAGCCCUAAAAAUCUUUAAUUCCAUUCUGAUGUUCAAAGCUGCAGAGAAAAACUCACACAAUGAACUUUGAAGAUAAUGGAAAAUGUGCACGAGCCAGCUUUCUCCACUGGAGCUCAUGUUUUAUUCAAAGCACAAAGACUCACUAGAACUGUUGACUAAGGACUCUCAGAAAGGAAGAAACAUAAGUUCAGCACUGGUGGACUAUUUAUAUUCUCCUAGAGCCAGUACAUAUCUGAAUCCUUCUGGGAAGUGUUCAAGCUUUUGAGAAGGUACUGUGUAACAACUGAGUCAGCUGGCCUUAUUUACCAAACCAAUGGCGCUAAUUCUCAUGGAUGGUUAGGAUCCCUAACUUUCUCUGGACAUCAAGAAAAUUCAAGAAAAAUUAUUUAUGCUGUAUUAUAUAAGGGAACGUUAAUAUUUUCUAAGGAUUCUUGAAUACUACUUCAUGUAUCCAUUUUACUUUUCAGAAGCUUUUACUUCAUUCUAUCAAACGAAAAACUGAUUAGCCAAAAAUUAGGCUACAGGUAGCCAGAUGAGACUGUUACGGCUAAUAUGUAUUUGUGCCAUAGUUUAAAAAUGAAACACUUAAUGUUACAUAUGUGACACUUUAUGCUACAGCAUAUAACUUUACAGAUUAUAAAACUGUCUUUUUGCUUGUAACAAAACAAACCUUGUUGGGGUUGAAAUUACAAUGCUUUUUUAAUAACUGAAUGUUUUUACUUUUGCACGAUUACAGAAAUGUUACGUGAGUUUUGCCACCAGCAUCUUUAAUGUAUUUUAUCAAAAGACCAGUGUAGAGAAGGCUGCAACUGAAAAAUAAAGUUUGACUUCACAGAAGACUUUUUGUUUAUGCUGCGCAGUAGAGUCCCAGCCUUUUACGCGGGAGCCUGCUACAGACCUUCAGCACAUGAACGAAAAUAGGUGGAUUUUGAGACAAGGAGAUUAGCAAAACAGAAAUUACAUUUAAUCAUGUCUGCACUUCUCAGUCUCCAGUACAGUUACCAGAACAGUGGAGAAAAACCAUGCUACUCUGACUUCAUAUUCAACAUAGGUUUGUUUUCCCAGUGGUGGGAGAAUUACUUCACUCACCACUUCCUAGCUGAAAAGUCUGAUUUGUAAAUGAAUAAAACAUAAGGGGAAAGACAAAGCUCAAGGAAAAGGAUGCUUAAAUGCCUUUAGUCGAGGGGCACAUCCUAGGUGUAAAAUGCAUGCAUUUCACUGGGUCAUCAGCAGGCUGCAGAUGUUACCAGCAGGUACUUGGGUGAGUCAACCUCCUUUCUUGGAGGAUUAUUAUAACGAUUUGUCAGGGAAAGUCAGGGACAGUCGUUGCACUUGGUAUAUAUACAUAAGAUGUAAACCAGAUGCACUUUAUAUGGGAGAAAGCCUAGCUACCUGUAUACCAAGGACUGUUCCAGAAUGUUACUUUUGAAAGAAAAGAGAGAAGAGUUGGAUCAAGCUUUUUGGCAGCCCUCUUUUUAGAGCUGCAGCGGGCAGUUGCUCAGCCUUUAGAGCUGAGAACAAACAGAGUAUUUCCGUUGCACAGAGCUGGGAGAAUUUUACAUCUUCCCACAGAUUUUGCUAGGCUGUUCUUUGGCUGGAGUUCUUAAGUUUUCAAGAACUCUGUGCCCCUUCCAGAUGGUGUAGGUGACUGGUACCUGCCAUAAUACAAGGUGAAACAGGGUCAGUAUGAAGUAAGUUGCGUUGCUCUGUUAAUUUCCUUCCAUAGCAUUGCAUAAAUAAUAUUUUUACAUUUUGUUGAAUAUUUGUACAUUCAAAUUGCACUCUUAUUGUACUACAAUACCAAUAAAACCUGAACUGGA
Messenger RNA from Pipra filicauda (Wire-tailed manakin), 5349 nucleotides. It is a transcript of the gene L3MBTL3, whose product is annotated as L3MBTL histone methyl-lysine binding protein 3. Gene Ontology annotation, molecular function: zinc ion binding; protein binding. Lineage: Eukaryota; Metazoa; Chordata; Aves; Passeriformes; Pipridae. Gene Ontology annotation, biological process: regulation of DNA-templated transcription. The transcript is spliced from 22 exons. The record is from RefSeq and is a predicted model, not a curated record. Gene Ontology annotation, cellular component: nucleus. Bases 1158 to 3599 code for a protein of 813 amino acids.